Messenger RNA from Anopheles nili, 2028 nucleotides. Its product is annotated as protein glass-like. The record is from RefSeq and is a predicted model, not a curated record. NCBI's taxonomy places the organism in Eukaryota, Metazoa, Arthropoda, Insecta, Diptera, Culicidae. The transcript is spliced from 6 exons. Bases 1 to 2028 code for a protein of 675 amino acids. Gene Ontology annotation, molecular function: RNA polymerase II cis-regulatory region sequence-specific DNA binding; DNA-binding transcription factor activity. Gene Ontology annotation, biological process: regulation of transcription by RNA polymerase II.
AUGGUACACACGGCGGAACACACCAACGAGUUCACUCUGGAGUUCAAUCAAAUACACGAAGGUGGAGCCAUGUACAUAUCGUGUGGGAGUACGGAUAGUACUCCCAUGGAGCCGGAGACGGGAUACGUCCCGAACAAUCCCCUCUUCGGGAUGCCCCUCGACAGCCCGCAGGAAUGCCCAUCGUCCUGCGGUGGUAGUGGCUGUACCAGCUGUCAGGAGAGCACAGCAUCGUUACCCCUUGCGGGACUGCACGGAUCGGAUUUCGGUGACUGCGGAAACUGUCUGGACCACAGCGGCGUACUGAGCUCGCAAAGCAAUCUCGGCAGCUACUGGAGCGAGGACAUGAGCACCUUUCCCGGUCUACCACCGCUGGACAUCGAUCCGCUACCGAGUUUGUUUCCCUUCUCGCCGUGUGGCGCCUCCUACAACCGUCCUGAGCGACCAACACACGACGUAGCGGACGUGCUGCUUUCGCUAAAACACGCCGUCCUCAAGCAAAGCCCUGACCCACAACCAGGACUCGGACAGGGUCAAAACUUUGGCACCCCACAGGCAUCCCUCUCGUACACCGUCCACCCACAAAUGCUGCUCUCACCGGUCAGCCAUCACGGCUCACACGCUCACUACAACCAGAUGCAGUCCCAACCGGGUGGUCCGUACGGUGCCAACUACUACGAUUCGUCCUGCGCACAACAUUCGGGCCCUCCGCUUUACCCAAGCAUGAGCGUCAACGUCAGCAUGAACAUGACGAUGCACGGGUACGGUGGGGACGCCUCUGUCCCGAUGCAGUGCUCCCAGAUGCAAUGGGGCGCCCAGAAUGCGUCCUCAUCCGUGAACGUCCUGUAUCCGCCCUUGCUGAGUCCGGUACCGUACCCACCGGGUGCGACGUACUCCUUUACGGCGGAUUUCCGACCCCAAAGUCAACCAUCGGCACCGGUUACGGUACCGACGGGUGGAUCCGUUUCACCACUCGCACACGAACCUUCGCCCACGUCGCGUAGUUCGGCCACACUCACACCACAGAAGCCACAGCCGCUUCAGCACGCGCACCAUCUGCACCAGCAACAGCAGCAGCAACAGCAACAGCAGCUUCAACAGCAACAGCAACAUCUGCAGCAACAACAGCAGGUUCAACUGCAACACCACCACCAGCAGCAACAGCAACAACAUCAGCAGCAACAACAGUAUUACCAACACGCGCAUCAUCAUUCGCAUCAUACGCAUCAUCUGCAUCAUCUCCACGCGCAGACUCAAAGCUCCGGAGCAUCACCGACGGAUGAUUGUACGCCACCAAAAAGUGCGACACCACCCGAUUUCGGUUCCAUCGAACCUGACCGGACACCGACACCACCGGUGGCAUCGGUGGCUUCGGCCGCAGCGAUGGCUGCCGCUUCGGUUGGGUUUGCGGCCGCUCUUAAGAUGAAAGCGGAAGCUCGCUCCUUUGGGCUCAGCUUCACGGAUGUGGGUGUUGGUGGUGCGGAUGCCGGUGUAACGGAGCGCACAACGGCACCCGGUACCGGUCCGGAAGAUGACGAAGAUGAUGAGGGUAGCGGAAGCGGAAGUGAUGGGGCGGUUGGUGGGGAUAGCAAGCCGAACCUGUGCCGGCUUUGUGGUAAAACGUACGCCCGGCCGAGUACGCUGAAGACGCACCUGCGGACACAUUCGGGCGAGCGGCCAUACCGGUGUCCGGAUUGCAACAAAAGCUUCUCGCAGGCGGCCAACCUGACCGCGCACGUUCGCACGCACACGGGCCAGAAGCCGUUCCGGUGUCCCAUUUGUGAUAGGCGGUUCUCGCAGAGCUCCAGUGUUACGACGCACAUGCGAACGCAUUCCGGCGAGCGACCGUACCGGUGCCGGGCGUGUAAGAAAGCGUUUUCGGACAGUUCCACGUUGACGAAGCACCUGCGGAUACACAGCGGAGAAAAACCGUACCAGUGCAAGCUGUGUCUGCUGAGGUUCUCACAAUCGGGCAAUCUCAAUAGGCACAUGCGUGUCCAUGGCAACAACGGUCAGGCGCUGAUUACUUGA